AUGUCAUCCUUUAUGCACAGAAGAACCUCUCACUCUCCAUUUUCCAUUUCACCUCAUUCUUCAACCAAUUCUCAAAGACCCAUGUCCAUUUUCAGCCCCACCACACUCCUAGUCCUCUUCUCUCUCGUUCUUGUCAUGGGUUUCUUCUCCCCUUGGGUGGCCAUGCCCCAAGGUAUCAUCUUUUCAACUUCCAAACCUGCUAUCUCCAAAUGGGGUCUCUACACAUUGCCACAAGCACUCUCCUUUGUGGCCAAGAAUGGCACUGUCAUUGUCUGCAUUGUGAGCCAACCCUACUUGCCAUUCCUCAACAAUUGGUUGAUAAGCCUCACCAGGCAAAAGCAUCAAGACAAGGUCCUUGUCAUCGCUGAGGACUACCCUUCACUCUAUAAGGUCAACGAGCGUUGGCCUGGCCAUGCUGUACUCAUUCCACCUGUGCUUGACGCUGAUGCUGCCCAUAAGUUUGGUUCUCAGGGUUUCUUCAACUUUACAGCCAGGAGGCCACGCCAUCUGCUGAAUAUUUUGGAGCUUGGAUAUAAUGUAAUGUACAACGAUGUUGAUAUGGUUUGGUUGGCUGAUCCAUUUCCUUAUCUGCAAGGGAAUCAUGAUGUGUACUUUACAGAUGAUAUGACUGCAAUCAAACCAUUGAACCACUCUCAUGAUUUGCCACCACCAGGAAAAAAGGGUCGCCCUUACAUAUGUAGUUGCAUGAUUUUCCUUCGGCCUACUGAUGGGGCAAAGUUAGUGAUGAAAAAGUGGAUUGAGGAACUUCAAAUUCAGCCAUGGUCUAAAACCAAGAAAUCUAAUGAUCAACCUGCUUUUAACUGGGCUUUGAUGAAGACUGAAAAAGAGGUGGAUCUUUACCUGUUGCCCCAAGCAGCAUUCCCUACAGGAGGACUAUAUUUCAAGAACAAAACAUGGGUUAAGGAAACUAAAGGAAUGCAUGUUAUAAUUCACAAUAACUAUAUCAUAGGUUUUGAGAAGAAAAUAAAGCGAUUUCGUGACUAUGGACUCUGGUUGGCGGAUGAUUAUGCAUUUGAGUCCCCUCUAGGUAGGUUAUGA
Messenger RNA from Gastrolobium bilobum, 1059 nucleotides. RefSeq names its product UDP-D-xylose:L-fucose alpha-1,3-D-xylosyltransferase MGP4-like. Gene Ontology annotation, molecular function: glycosyltransferase activity. The record is from RefSeq and is a predicted model, not a curated record. NCBI's taxonomy places the organism in Eukaryota, Viridiplantae, Streptophyta, Magnoliopsida, Fabales, Fabaceae. The transcript is spliced from 4 exons. Bases 1 to 1059 code for a protein of 352 amino acids. Gene Ontology annotation, cellular component: Golgi apparatus.